CUAAAUUUAAAACAAACAAUAGAUUCACCAAAAAUAUAUCAGAUUAACUUCAAUUAUAAAUACUGCAACAAAUGAAAUUCAAAUCAUCAGUUAAUUUUUGGUAAUCAAAAGUAGCAUUCAAACAAAAUGAAAUUCGUGAUUGUUCUUGCCUGUCUCUUGGCCGUAGCUUACGCCAACGAAGAAGCCAAUGUCAUUAAGAAUGACGCCGAAGUCAAUGUUGACAGUUUCCAUUACGCUUUGGAAUUGGACAACUCCAUCAAGGCUGUACAACAAGGUCAAUUGAAGGACAAGGACAACUGGAUCGUAUCUGGUGAAUACGAAUACGUAUCCAAGGAUGGCAAACACAUCAAGGUCUCCUACACCGCCGAUGAAUUCGGUUAUCAUCCCAAAGUAGAAAACUAAACAAAUUAUUAAAAUUAUAAAAAAUGUUAAUUGUUGAAAUAAACGAGAUUAUUGCAAAAAGUUAAAGAGAA
This is a messenger RNA of Calliphora vicina (urban bluebottle blowfly), 473 nucleotides long. RefSeq names its product Larval cuticle protein 9 (gene Lcp9). Gene Ontology annotation, cellular component: chitin-based extracellular matrix. Gene Ontology annotation, molecular function: structural constituent of chitin-based larval cuticle. The record is from RefSeq and is a predicted model, not a curated record. NCBI's taxonomy places the organism in Eukaryota, Metazoa, Arthropoda, Insecta, Diptera, Calliphoridae. The transcript has 2 exons. Bases 127 to 402 code for a protein of 91 amino acids.